ACUCAGGUGAGAACAAAACGGAGAGCUUCAACGUUCAUUUGAGUGCAUGUUACCAUUAAAGGACUUUAGGGACAAUCCUGGAAUCGCCCCGCAAUAUUUGGCCGGUGCACGAUGGACAAAGCAAGAGAUGUGCAGGAGGAAGUCACAUGGAACAACAAGAUUGAGUACAUGCUGACCUGCAUCGGUUUUGCAGUCGGCAUUGGAAAUGUUUGGCGUUUCCCCUACCUGUGUCAGAUUUAUGGAGGAGGAGCGUUCCUCAUCCCCUACCUGAUUGCAUUGGUGUUUGAGGGUCUCCCCUUGCUCUACUUGGAGAUGGCAAUUGGACAGAGGCUCCGCAAAGGAAGCAUCGGAGUGUGGAAGAACAUCUCGCCCUUUCUGGGUGGAGUGGGCAUUGGCUCCAUGAUUGUAUCGUUCCUGGUGUGCAAUUUCUAUAAUACCAUCCUGGCCUGGGUCUUUUGGUACUUUUUCAACUCCUUCCAGAACCCUCUGCCAUGGAGCCAGUGUCCACUCAACGAUAACCGUACAGGCUUGAAUGAAGAAUGCGCGAAGAGCACCCCGGUCAAUUACUUCUGGUACCGUCAGACCCUCAACAUCACCACUGACAUUUCGAUCAGCGGUUCUCUUCAGUGGUGGUUGGUGGUCUGCCUGGCCUGCGCCUGGUUGAUCAUGUAUAUCUGUAUGAUCAGGGGAAUCCAGUCUGUGGGGAAGGCUGUGUAUGUGACAACCACCUUACCCUACGUGGUACUCACCAUUUUUCUGGUCCGUGCCCUCACCUUAUCCGGUGCUGCAGAUGGACUGGUGUAUCUCUUCACUCCAGAUUGGGAGAUACUGAAGAACCCUCAAGUGUGGUUAGACGCCUCGACCCAGAUCUUCUUCUCGCUUUCCGUGGCCUUUGGAGGCCUGAUAGCCAUCUCCAGCUACGCUAAUGAGAAAAACAACUGCGAGAAGGACGCAGUCAUCGUUGGAUUAAUAAACAGCGGCACGUCUCUAUACGCCGCCAUUUCCAUCUUUGCCAUCCUGGGUUUUAAAGCGAACGCCGGUUUUAACACCUGUCUAGAAGAAAACAUCUUGGCUUUGACCAACCACUUUGAGUUUUCUGACCAGAAUAUAACAAGGGACAAUUAUGACCACUGGAUUAAGUAUCUGAAUCAAACAAAUCCAGAUGAGCUGGCCAGUCUACAACUGAGACCCUGCGUCCUGAAAACUUUCCUUGACCAGAGCGCUUCUGGAACCGGCCUGGCUUUUAUCGUGUUCACCGAAGCGGUACUGGCGAUGCCGGGUUCGCAGAUAUGGGCGUUAUUGUUUUUCCUAAUGCUCUUCAGUUUAGGACUCUCCUGCAUGUUUGGUAACGCAGAGGGAGUCCUAAGGCCCUUCAAUGACCUCAAUCUGCUACCCAAGUCGGUACCCCAAUCACUUAUUACAGGGGCCUUCUGCUUGAUUUCAUUUUUGAUUUCGCUCAUUUUCACCAUGGGUUCUGGAAACUACUGGGUGGAGGUCUUCAACAGCUACGUGGGCUCGGUUCCCCUGCUCAUUAUUGCGCUUUUUGAACUUAUCGGAGUCGUUUAUAUCUAUGGAAUGAGAAAUUUCAGUGAAGACAUCUAUUUCAUGACUGGGAAGAGGCCAAAUAUUUAUUGGAGAUUUUGUUGGACUUUCAUCAGUCCUUUAAUGCUUCUGGUCGUGUUAAUUGCAUAUGUGGUCCUCCAAGCCCAGAAACAUCCCACAUACCCUGCAUGGAAUCCUGCUUAUGAACUCUUUCCCAAAACAGAGACGAAGCCCUACCCAGACUUUGUGUUUGGCAUAAUCGUCCUCCUUUGUACAGUGCCAGUGGUUCCCAUCCCACUGAUGGCUCUCUACAAAGGAAUCCAAAAGGUCAGGAAGAGGUCUUCUACACCAGGGGGACUAAACCCGUACGCCAAUGAAGCUUUUGAAAACGAAAUGCAGAAACAUCAGGAGCAGUAACCUCUGCAGAUGUUAUCAUGAACUAUCUUUGCAUUCCUGAAAAGGAACCUCCUGAGCACGUCUUUGCUUUUUUUUUUUGUGUUCUUACCUUCUGUAAAGAAUCUGAUAUUGUCGUCUUUUGGGAGAUGAGUAGUUUGUAGUUAUACUUCAUGACUUGUGGGGGAGUGGGAAGGAAUUCUGGCAUCAUAACAAAGGAGGUUUUUGAGAGAGACCGAGGCUCUAUGGCUAUAUGUCACUCAAUAAAAGUUGAGCCUACUUACGCAAUAUCAUGUAGAAAGGCAAACCCGGUGUACAUCUGCACUUUAUU
Syngnathus typhle (broad-nosed pipefish) is the source of this 2266-nucleotide messenger RNA. RefSeq names its product sodium-dependent neutral amino acid transporter B(0)AT1-like. The transcript is spliced from 12 exons. NCBI's taxonomy places the organism in Eukaryota, Metazoa, Chordata, Actinopteri, Syngnathiformes, Syngnathidae. Gene Ontology annotation, biological process: sodium ion transmembrane transport. Bases 112 to 1959 code for a protein of 615 amino acids. Gene Ontology annotation, cellular component: plasma membrane. The record is from RefSeq and is a predicted model, not a curated record.